Molecule: messenger RNA, 1434 nt
Organism: Arabis nemorensis
Lineage: Eukaryota; Viridiplantae; Streptophyta; Magnoliopsida; Brassicales; Brassicaceae
Source: the annotation of a GenBank genome assembly
AUGAAGAUUGAGCUUGUGUUCAUACCUUCACCGGGAAUUGGUCAUCUCCGAUCAACCGUCGAGUUAGCCAAACAACUCGUCGGAAUUGACCACCGUCUUUCGAUCACCGUACUCAUCAUUCCUUAUCCUUCCCGAACCGACGCCAGUGAUUCCGCUUACAUCGAAUCCCUCUCCACGACGGAUUGCCUCCGGUACGAAACAAUCUCCGUCCCAGAUCAACCAACCGGAGAUCCAUUACCGACUCACGUCUACAUCGAGAAUCAAAAGCCACAGGUUAGAGACGCAAUCACGAAGCUCGUCGAUCGAAUCGACUCGCCGAAACUCGCCGGAUUCGUCGUCGACAUGUUCUGUACGUCGAUGAUAGAUCUAGCUAACGAGUUCGGUGUCCCGAGUUACUUGGUUUACACAUCGAACGCUACGUUUCUCGGAAUCACUUUACAUAUCCAGUCGAUGUACGACGAUGACAAGUAUGACGUCAGCGAGUUGGACGAGUCGGUCACUGAGUUGGAGUUUCCGUGUUUGACUCGUUCUUAUCCUGUGAAAUGUCUACCUUAUCUCUUCGUUUCAAAGGAGUGGUUACCUUUCUUUCUAACUCAAGCUAGAAACUUCAGAAAGAUGAAGGGUAUUUUGGUAAAUACAGUUGCUGAGCUUGAGCCACACGCUCUGAAGUUUUUCUCUGGUGGUGGUGAUGGUAAUGAUCUUCCUCGAGCUUAUCCGGUGGGGCCGGUGUUACAUCUCGAGAAUGAUGAUUCUGAUAAAGAGAAGCAAUCCGAGAUUCUGCGGUGGCUGGAUGAGCAACCGCAGAAUUCAGUUGUUUUCCUCUGUUUCGGAAGCAUGGGAGGUUUCAACGAGGAACAAACUAGAGAAAUCGCGGUCGCGCUUGAUCGAAGCGGACACCGGUUUCUCUGGUCACUCCGUCGUGCAUCGCCGAAUAUAAUGUUGGAGCGUCCUGGUGAUUUCACGAAUCUUGAGGAGGUUUUACCGGAAGGGUUUUUGGAUAGAACAUCGGAAAGAGGGAAGAUAAUCGGAUGGGCUCCACAAGUGGCGGUGUUAGCGAAACCGGCGAUAGGAGGAUUCGUCACUCAUUGCGGGUGGAACUCGAUGCUCGAGAGCUUAUGGUUUGGUGUUCCAAUGGCGACUUGGCCGCUCUACGCGGAGCAGAGAGUGAACGCGUUUGAAAUGGUGGAGGAGCUUGGAUUAGCGGUAGAGAUUCGGAAGUACUUCAAUGGAGAUCUUUUGGCCCGAGAAAUGGAGGUUGUUGCGGCGGAGGAUAUAGAGAGAGCCAUAAGGAGAUUGAUGGAGGAAGAGAGUGACGUUAGGAGUAGAGUCAAGGAGAUGGCUGAGAAAUGCCACGUGGCGUUAACGGACGGUGGAUCUUCCAAGGUGGCUUUGAGAAAGUUUAUUCAAGACGUGGCAGAGAACGUAGCGCCUUGA